Scophthalmus maximus (turbot) is the source of this 3629-nucleotide messenger RNA. RefSeq names its product zinc finger protein 239. The record is from RefSeq and is a predicted model, not a curated record. The coding region runs from base 220 to 1347 and encodes 375 amino acids. NCBI's taxonomy places the organism in Eukaryota, Metazoa, Chordata, Actinopteri, Pleuronectiformes, Scophthalmidae. The transcript is spliced from 3 exons.
CUGUUGCAAGUGAUGUGCAUGAUUCAGUGUAAACAAACUUAAUGACAACAACAACGAAUGCCACUCAUAAAAAAUGAAGAGGAGUUACCCUUCUGGAAGCGAAAAAAAGAAAGAAGAAAAAGAGGAAGAGGAGAGCAAAAAGCAAGACAGUGAGCUCAGACCUGCUGAUGAGAAGAAAAGCUUUCGGAGGACUUCAACUUUGACCAACAAGGAAUUCAAAUGAGUUCUCCAGAAGAGGGGAAAGCGGCAGACACGGACGAGAGCAGACCUCACCGGUGUCAGAGCUGUGGGAAGUGUUUCAGUCGGAUCUGCAGUCUUAGAAGACAUGAACUCAUCCACUCUGCAGAGGAGCUGUACCACUGUGAACUAUGUGGCAGCAGUUUCAGCCAACUAAACGCGUACAACUUACACCUGUACACCCACCCUGAAGAAACGCCGUACUGCUGCGACCAGUGUGGGAUGGAUUUCAGUGACCAGGGUUCUUACAGGAAACACCUGCGAGACCACACUGGGCCAUACCAGUGUGACCAGUGUGAGAAGACUUUCAGCUACUUCAGCAUUUACAAGAUACACAUGCGUGUGCACACCAAAGAAAAGCCGUACUGCUGUGACCAGUGUCCGAAGAGUUUCAGCUUCUUGAGCUCAUACAAGCGACACCUGCUCAGCCACAGUGGAGAAAAGCCCUACCAGUGUGACUUCUGUGGGAAAAGCUUCACGCAGUCGGGGCAUUUCAGCCUGCACCUGCGCAACCACACCGGGGAGAAGCCGUACGAGUGUGAGCAGUGUGACAAGAGUUUCAGUGACUUGAGCAGUUACAAGAUACACCUGCGCGUCCACACCGGAGAGAAGCCGUACUGCUGCGACCAGUGUGGCAGGAGUUUCUCUCAGCUCGGGAACUACAAGUCACACAUGCGCAUCCACACGGGGGAGAAGCCGUUCCGCUGUGAGCUGUGUGACAAAAGUUUCUCCAUCUCAAAGACGUAUAAGCAGCACGUGCGCACCCACACCGGCGAGAAGCCGUUCCAGUGCAAAGAAUGUGGGAAAGGUUUCGGUCGCCUGAGCAAUUACAUGCGCCACCUCCGCAUCCACACGGGGGAGCAGCCGUUCAGCUGUGGCCAGUGUGGCAAAUGCUUCAACAGCUCGUACAGUUACAGCCGCCACCUGCGCGUCCACACUGGGGAGAAGCCUUACUGGUGUUCUCAGUGCAAGAGGCUGUUCACGCGUUCACAGUCCUUAAACAAGCACCGCUGCGUCGAUGUAGAAGUCGAGGAAGAGGGCUCCCCUGUGCGCACCAAAGAAGAGGAAACGAGCUGUUCAUUAACAGAACCAACAAGUGACGACCAAUAACAAGUAGAGGAUGUAGUAGGUUAGCAGGAUAGGGUGCUUGUUCAGAUUUUGUUUUGACACAAAGGAAAUCACAGUAUAUUACCGGACUUAUGUGAACCAUGUUUCUGCUCUGCUCCACAGGAGCCCAACACUGAGCUCACCUUUUACGUCGGUACGUAUAAUGUACAGUUAUUUAAUUGCACCAUCUGUUGAUUCUGUACAUAAAUAGACCAAACUGAUCGAUCGAAUCAUCGCAAAACACAAAAAUACCUGAAAAAAUACUCGAACUAGAACGCGGCUGCUACAAAUGCAAACACUGUCAUCUCAUAGUAACAGACAGACAGUAGGUCAGAAAUUGUUUCAUAAGAAAGUUGAACCACGAGUGUGAAAAUACACUGCUCGAAAAAAAUUAAGGGAACACUUAAAGGGGCAGUAAGUGAUUCUUAAGCAAUACAUGUUUUUUAAAACUAUUUCCUUUAGCUGUCGCUUUUGUGUGUCCGGGUUUUCGGUUCAGCCCAGGCUCUGUAAAACAUAAUUUACAAAUGUUAAGAGACGUGCCAGAGGGUGCCGCUGCAACUCCGUGGUUCUCGUUAUACGACCCCCUCGCAAGCUACUCCCUGAACUGUGUCUACUACUAGCUUAACUGUCCUUAGACCGGACUCCUAACACCUCCGUCGCCAGGCCCCAGUCCGACUGCCUCCACCAUAAGCAGGUACUUGCUUUUAUUCCGGUCUUAAUACAGAAUUAAUACAGGAGUUUCCAUACCACAUAGUGACACAUCGAACAAAUACUAUGAAAGAGAACUUUCGUAACCCCGGUUCUCUGAGUAGUAUGAGUGAGUCUGAAUGUCUCUCGGAACCGCCCUUCUUGCUGCUGGGGUGAAGCAAGGGGUGUGGGGUGUGCUUGUUCUGGAUGACGAGUGACGUUGGGUCAGGUAUAUUUAUAGCACAGGGUCCAGACCCAAACGUCAUGACUGACAGCCAAUCAGGGCUGGCGUAAUGGUACAAGUGCUUCUGUGAAUACGCAAGGUGGCGUAUCCCAUAGUGAGUUUAGUGGUUAAUGUGUCGGACUCCCUUACCACCGGUAAGGGAACGGGGUCAGCAACAAAGAGAAACGAGCUCUCUCCAGAAUCGCUUACUGCCCCUUUAACUCACAUAUUGGAUUUUGAUGAACGAAUUAUUCAGGCUGAAAUUCCUGUUUAAAGUCCUGCUGCUGGGUUGAUGCCCUUCUACGGCCCCUGUCCAGCUCUCCUCUCCAAAUGUGCUUUAGCCUUUAGGAGUUUGUGCCUUGGAACAAUACGUUUAUCCAAUCAGCACAAAAUUAAAAAUGAAAAUGAUUUUUAAAUUGGCACCACAAAUGUUUUUUUCCCAUUAGGCCCUACAGUAUUGUGUUUUCAUGGCCGUGUUGGUGCUUCGUUCAACAUAAAGUUAGGUGCGUAGAUUUGUGGAAUGUACCUUCUGUCAGUCUGCAUGCAGUUUGCAGUUAAAUGAAUCAAGCCCUGUCAUUGGUCAAGUGAUAAACGGAUGGAAAUGGAAGCUAUGAAUGUCACAGACUAGCUGAAGUGACUCUGCUUGUUUUUGUGAAUAAUGAUUAACAGCUCAUUGUUUCUUGGAUUUAAUUUUGGCUAAUUGAGCUGCUUCCUUCUGUGGAAGGUAAGAACGUAAACCUGGGAAAAAUGCGUGUGGCUGUAUUUAUUAAUUCAACCUAUUUUUGGUCAUCUGUGUACAGCAACUUGGCAAAAAAAUUUAAGCCAUUAUGUCUAUUCUUUUGGCCAUGACGUUGAACACAGCGUUGAAGUCGAAAACAGUGAGGUGUAGAUCAUCCUGUGUUCUUUUUGUCCAAUAUACUCUACAUGUGCCAUCUGUUCAUCCUAUUCAUAAUCUGAUAUGAUUCUGUUUGCAAGUAUUUGUUAUGUAAAUAUUGUCAUUAUUAAAUACAUGUUGAACUUGAAGGUGGAAACAUUUGAAAAUAAGUUUGGAUGGUACAGUAUAUGUUAAUUGUACUAAGUGGUCAGUUUCACAUACAGUCAAGCAAUUCCCUAUUUUAUGAUUAUUGUAUAUUGUGUAUAUUAUUACAAGAUCAGAGAUCAGGCAGACUUGUAUAACAAUAUUUUUCGAGGUAUCCUCGUGAUGCGAGGGGCCCAGUGGAGACGAACAGGAGCCAGUGGACAGUGGACAAAGUCCUACAGGUCUAUGUGGAGAUGGCGAGGAGGUGGGUUGUGCAAUAAGACAGAUAUGUGAUGACCAACAGUAAAUGAGAGUGAACGCUGUAAAAUAAAGGUUUCAAUAAAGGACUGAAUUGAA